AUGCCUCCCCCAGUAUGGCAAAGAGAAGCUGUUACAGCACAAAUGAAAUAUUUAAAACGACAGAAAGACACAUUCUCUUCACUAAUGGAUCAAAUUAAUAGUGUAAACAUUAUUUUGCUUUAUAAUAAAAAAGUAUGUCUGCACUAACAAUAUAAAUAUUGUAUUAGGUCGCUGCCAAUUCCCAUUUGGCCAUUGGGUAUUGUAAAAUAGCCAGUGACAAUUAAUUAUUCAUUUAAUACAUGACGUUGAUUAUAAUAAAUUUCGUUUCAUUUUUAUGUUUCACAGUUAAUUUUUUCAUUAGCUUAUAAUUAAAAUUCAAAAUUAUUAAUUUAAAUGGAAUAUUUAGAUUCAAAACGAUAAAAAAUUAUUAUGUCUCAUACAUUAUUUUAUUAAUAUUAUCAACAUUUGUACCACUUGAUAAAAAAUGAGAUAGUCCUCAAAUUCUAUAAACAUUGUUUAAAAAAAAAAGUCUUAUUAAACUUGAAUUGAAGGUACCCAUUCUUAAAAAUAAAAUAUAUUAUAAAAUAUUUGCUACACUAAUAACACUAUAGCAUAAUAAUAACAAGUAGUUAGAUACACAAAUGUUACAUAUUAGGAUGUAUAUAUAGGCUACACUUUAAUUUAAUACAAUUUCUAAAUUUUUCUUGUUUGCUUAAACAAAAUAGAAAUUAUUGAGUUCCAAUACUCAUUUAAUUUUAAAGGUAAAAGAUUUGUGAACUCUCUUCCCCUUUCCCCUUUUGUAUGACAACUUUUUUUAAAAAAGCUACAGAAAGAUAAUACAAUGUAAUAUGAACUUAAACAUAAAUAAUAGUAUAUAUAAUAAUAAUUAUAUAUUAAAUUAUGAUAUUAUUCUCAUUUCAUUGAAAGACAUGUUUUGUUUAAGUAAUUUUUUUUAAAAACAUUCUAGGUGUUAAUUGAGGUGGAUGACUGGAUUAAAGGAGAAGGAAACUGUGGAACAAGCUACUUGGAGAUGUGUCAGAUGGUUGAAACAGUUUUUAAUGAUAUUUCAACAAAAUGUUUGGACAUUUCAAGUACAAUUAUUUCUACAUUUAUGAGUAAUUGUCAUUUGAUAUAAACAAUUUCAAAAUAAAAAUCGCCAACUCCAUCAUUUAAAAAAAAUGGAAAAUAAUUAAAUUCUAUUGCCAUUAGUUUUUAUUAAUGUUACUUUUAAAAUAAAUAUAAAAAUACAUAUAGGGGCCUAAAGUUAUUUGAUUUAUAACAGUAGGUUGAAUUUGUAAACUUAUAAUAAAUGUCUAUGUAGAUUGAUAAAAAAUAUUAUUUAUAAAACAUAUUAAUAAAUUAUCUGUAGCAAAUAGAAUUAGAAUUAAAUAUUUCAAUUUAAUUUGCAUAAACUGAUUGAAUCCAUAGAGAAUCAUACUGAAGAAGUAGCACCAAACAAGAAUGUUUUAGAGAAGAUGUGUGGCAAUUUUCAAGUCUUAACAGUGAAUGAGGAAUCUGUAACAAAAAAAGCUAAUAUCCUUAACAAUGAGGAUGAAAACAAAUUGUCAGGUAUAUCCGUGUAUACAGCAAGUUUCAAUGUGUCAAUAAUUAAAAUAUUUUAGUUCAUGAAAUAUAAAUGCGGAUAAUCAUCAUUAUAAAAGUAUAAAUUAAUUUUUUUUUUUUUUUUACUAUAACAAUAUAUACAUACAUUUCUAUCAACAAGACCAUUAACUAUUUAUGAUAUUCAUUCUUUAGAAAAUAACAUGAAACAGAGCACACAGAAAAAACUGGAUUUAAUGGAGCAAGCCAUUGUAUCACUAAAAAAUGAAAUGCACAUUUUGUCAGACCAACAACAAGAAGCAGUCAAAGCUAUGCAGGACAAUACAACAAAAGUUAUGACUCGCUGCGAAGCAAUAGAUACAAUUUCCUUAUUGCAUGCCAAAGAUAAAGAAGCAUUAGAAAAUCAACAGCAAAUAUAUGAGCAAGAUAUUAAAAGCCUCAAAAAUGAAAACAGUUUAAAAAUAGAUUCUUUUUUGAGUGAAUUGUUAGCUGCCAGUGAUUUUAUGUCAGCUAUGCAAAGUCAGAUAGAUUUUCUUGCUAAAAAAGUUGAUGACGCCUUUUCAGAAAUUAAAUCUAGUCUAACUUUACCAUUAAAAGAUGAAUUGAAAAUAAUUUUAGCUCAAUUAGAAGAAUCAAAAUCCUCUUCUCUAAAACAAAAUAAUCAGACGAAUGUCAAUUAUGAAAAUAUGAUACAGAGAAUUUCAAGUAUUGAAGAAAAUGUAAGUUUAGAAACUUAAUUUUUACAAUGUGGAAUUAAUCUAAAAGAUUCAUUUAAAAUAGUUCAAGGAAGAUUGAUUAAAAGAGAAAAUUUACUAAACAGAAAAAUCCACAGAUUUAAAAAAGGAAAUAUUCUGCAAACAUUCUAUAAGAAAAUUAAUUUUAUUUUCAACUAAAAUAUUAUUUUUUAGAGUAUUUUAGAUCUCUAGGUAUAUAGAAAUUAGAGCAGGCCUAUAUAUUUUUUUUUCCAUUUCUUUGUCUUUAGUAUGCAAUGGUUUGCCAGUUACUCUCCAGAAGAUUGACAUCCCUUGAGCAUCUCAGAGACACAUUUAAUCAGAAUUUAUUAGCACGUGAGGAAAAAGAAGAGCAAGUAAAAAAAAAUAUUUUUGUUAUUUUUAUUAUUAAAUUCUGGGCCCAUCAAGCUUUUGUUAGUGAUCAGAAUCUUGUCAUAUUUUGGGGAAAAGGACUUCUCAUCAAACAGGCCCACCAUUCUCUUGUUACAAAAAGAAGAUGUAUUUGUAACAUUGAGUUACUUAAAAGAAUAUUUUUAUUCGAUCUCUUUACACUUUUCUAUUUAUAUUUUUGAGACAAGUUAAAGGGAGCAAUAUGUUAGUCAUAUUAAAAAUAUUUUACCUGUUACUGCAUUUUUUAGGACAUGUAUUUGUUCCAAAUGAUGAAAUAAAUGUAUUUUGUAAUGAUUUCAUUGAUUUGUAUUUUUAGAAUUCGAAUUAAUCUUUGAUAAAUUAGUUAAUUUUUUGCUUUAGCCUGUGUACCUAGAAUCCCUGCUUGCCUUUGAAAUUUCAUCUUUUUUUGUAACAAUAAAAAUCAUAUAAAUAUUUUCUUUUUUGUUUUCAGUGGGAAGAGUUUAGCUAUCAAGUUUCAGAAAUUAAAGAAGAGCUUUCAUAUCUAAGUAAGAUAAUUUGAAAGAUAUUUUAUCCUAAUUAAAAAUGUCACUCUCAACAUUUUAACUUCUUAUUAUUAACUUUUUUAUGGCUAGAUUCCUCAAAUUUAUUUUUUAAUGCAGUUGAUUAUUAGAUUGUAUAUUACUUUCGUUGGCCAACCACAUUUAAACAAAGAAAUAGGAAUGCUUUUCAAAAAUAAACUUAAUAGAAAAUAUUUGGUUUAAAGUUUGAAUUUGCAUGUAUAUAUAUAUAUAUAUAUAUAUUUAAAUAUAUAUGUAUAUAAAUUUAUAAAUACAUAUUUACAUAUAUACAUAGAUAAAUAAAAAAUUCAACAUAAGAAUACAGUAUUUACAAAAGCUAUAUAGAACAAAUUCAAGCAAUCAAAUCCUUGAAAUGAACUAAAUAUCAAAAACCACACAAUUAACUAUCAAAACAAUAAUAAUCAAGUAAACAAGAACAAGUUCAAAACAUUAAAAAAGCUUUAAUUGUAUUUUUAUCUCAAGAGAAUGAAAUAAUAAAAUUGGCAAUUGGUCUAUUAUUUUCUAAAUUACACUUCAACCUAAAUUUGUUUCUUCUUUUUUUUAAAUAUUGCAUUCAAUUUUUUUUUAAUGGCAAGUAUUUCUUUGUGACAAAAAAAUGUUGCAUAUGAAAAAUAGUAAAUAAUGUUAUUUAAAAAAAUAAAAUCGUACACAUAAAAUAAAAGAAUAAUAUAAUUAGACAACUUUUUUUGAAAUAUUGUUAUUAUUUAAACAAAUUAUUUGAACUAUUUUUAAUAUUGGAAAUAACUGGACAUAUUUUAAUAGUAAAUUAGUUAUAUAAUUAACAUUUUAUUUCAGGUUGUCCUACAGUAGGAGUAAAAGAAGAUGUAGGUUUUAAUGCGCGACUGCCUGUCGACUUUUCAAAAGGAAAAAAUAUAAUUAAUUUUACAGAUGUUAGACUAAACUUUGGUGACCAUUUUGAACCAAGCAAGGGCAUAUUCACUUCGCCUAGUGACGGGCUUUACCUGAUAUACCUAUGUAUUGGCAAUUUAUUUGGUAAAAUUAUGUUUAUGCUUGUAAAGCAAGAAAAUGGCAGUAAAAAUUUUGAUGUCAUAUUUCAAGAUACUGUUGAUAGUGACAAAAACGUGUGCCUAAUCACUGUGGAAAAAUUGAAAAAAAAAGAGCAAUU
Molecule: messenger RNA, 4286 nt
Organism: Lymnaea stagnalis (great pond snail)
Lineage: Eukaryota; Metazoa; Mollusca; Gastropoda; Lymnaeidae
Source: the annotation of a GenBank genome assembly